Erythranthe guttata (spotted monkey flower) is the source of this 1391-nucleotide messenger RNA. RefSeq names its product NAD(P)-binding Rossmann-fold superfamily protein (gene FLDH). Gene Ontology annotation, cellular component: cytoplasm. Lineage: Eukaryota; Viridiplantae; Streptophyta; Magnoliopsida; Lamiales; Phrymaceae. Gene Ontology annotation, molecular function: aldehyde dehydrogenase (NAD+) activity. The record is from RefSeq and is a predicted model, not a curated record.
UUUAAAAGCCCAAUCACAUAGUCUCCGCCGAGUCAGCUGAAUUGCAAAAGGCGAUCAAAAUGAAAAAAGUGGUGUUGGUCACCGGCGCGUCAGGCUAUUUAGGCGGGAGGCUCUGCCACGCGCUUCUCAACCAAGGCUACUGCGUUAAGGCUUUCGUCCGCAAAACCAGCGAUCUCUCCUCAUUGCCUCCGCCCACCGGCGCCGCCUCAACCGGCGGCGGAACUCUCCAGUAUGUGUACGGCGAUGUCACCGACUACCAGUCCCUCCUAGAAGCUUUCUCCGGCUGCCACGUCAUCUUCCACGCUGCUGCCCUAGUCGAGCCAUGGAUUCCUGAUCCCUCGAGAUUCACUACAGUUAAUGUAGGGGGUCUGAGGAACGUAUUGAAUGCCUAUAAGGAGACGAACACAAUCGAGAAGAUCAUUCACACGUCGUCGUUUUUCGCAUUGGGAUCCACUGAUGGGCAUAUCGGCGAUGAAACUCAAGUGCAUUCUGCCAAGUAUUUCUGCACUGAAUACGAGAAAUCGAAGGCUGUAGCCGAUAAGAUUGCGUUAGAAGCUGCAGCCGAGGGAGUGCCUAUAGUUCCAGUUUACCCUGGAGUUAUAUAUGGUCCCGGCAAAGUCACAACUGGAAAUAUGGUGGCACUUUUGCUUGUGGAGCGGUUUAAUUACCGGCUUCCAGGUUACAUGGGCGAAGAAAAGGGGUUCUCGUUCAGCCAUGUGGAUGAUGUGGUGCAGGGGCACAUUGCAGCACUUGACAAAGGUCGGCCGGGUGAAAGGUAUCUUCUUACAGGUGAAAACGCAUCUUUUAAGGAUGUUUUUGAUAUAGCUGCAACGAUCACUCAGACAGCUAAGCCUCGGUUCCGCAUCCCGCUUUUUCUUAUCGAAGUAUAUGGAUGGUUGUCUGUUCUUUUCGCCAGAAUCACAGGGAAGCUUCCCCUUCUCAGUCCCCCGACAGCGAAUGUUCUCAGGCAUCAGUGGGCUUACAAUUGCGACAAGGCUAAGACAGAGCUCGGUUACAAUCCCAGAAGUUUGAAAGAAGGUCUGACAGAGAUGCUUCCAUGGCUAAAGAGCUCGGGCUUGAUUAAAUAUUAGGACAUUCUCUUGGCCACAUGUCCAUAUGAGUAUUAGCGGUUUACAAAUACUCCACGUUGUCGACUUUGCGAAUACGGCGCCGGUAAAGGAUAUGUCAAACCCUCAACUAAAUCGUGUGGGCGAUUUGAAAUCUUCGAUUAUUUAACAAAGCUUAAAAUGUUCGUUAUUACAUAUAUGAUAAUAAAAGGUUGCGUUAGAUAUGUAUUCAUGUAUUACAAUCGAUUUGUUGUCGGCAGUACAGUUUUUUGUAUGAAAUGCGCCCUCGAAAUGAAUUUGAAAAAAAUUGAAUUUUGUGACAAA